This is a messenger RNA of Condylostylus longicornis, 541 nucleotides long. RefSeq names its product gustatory receptor for sugar taste 64f-like. Bases 125 to 490 code for a protein of 121 amino acids. Gene Ontology annotation, molecular function: sweet taste receptor activity. The transcript is spliced from 5 exons. Gene Ontology annotation, biological process: sensory perception of sweet taste; detection of chemical stimulus involved in sensory perception of taste. Gene Ontology annotation, cellular component: membrane. The record is from RefSeq and is a predicted model, not a curated record. NCBI's taxonomy places the organism in Eukaryota, Metazoa, Arthropoda, Insecta, Diptera, Dolichopodidae.
GAUUUAGCUGAGUUAUUUAAAUCAUAGAGGAAAUAGUUAAAUUCACUUCUGUGUAAUCACUAACAUUUGAUUAAACAAACUAUUCCUAAAGGUCAUCUAAUAUGAAACAUAAAAAAUCACAAAUAUGGGACAAAAACAUUCUAUCAGGCCGGCCAAAUUUGUAUUAACAGCGUUUUACUUUUGGUUUUCAUUAACAUUUUUAAUUUGUCGUACAGCGUUUGUAUCACUUUGCGCUUCAAAAAUUUAUGAUGAAUCUAAAAAACCAUUAAAAAUUUUGCGAUCUAUUCCUGGAAAAUUUUAUAAAAAUGAGGCAAAACGUUUUUUAGAGCUAAUAGUAAAUACACAAGCUGCGUUAAGUGGAAUGAAUUUUUUUCAUAUUACGCGAAAGUUCAUGUUAAGCGUGGCAGGAACUAUAGUUACCUAUGAACUAGUCUUAAUACAGUUACAUUUUACGUUUGACACUGAAGGAGGUCAAGAUCCAUGUGGAUAAGGCAUAUUGAUGUACUCACAUUAAAUAUAAAUUUCACAUUACUUUCAAUCA